Molecule: messenger RNA, 189 nt
Organism: Miscanthus lutarioriparius
Lineage: Eukaryota; Viridiplantae; Streptophyta; Magnoliopsida; Poales; Poaceae
Source: the annotation of a GenBank genome assembly
AUGGCGUGUUCCAAGAAGACUCUCGCAAUUGUCAUUGUUCCGCUGCUGAUGGCUCUCCUUGCCUCGGCCGUUCCAGCAAGCCAAGGCAGUCGUGCCCUUGUGGAUGGGCUUGCUAGCCUAGCAUGGUCCAGUCCUCCUAACCAGUGUGGGCUUGUUGCUACUUUUGGCACUGCCAGUACUGCUAGAUAG